AUGGAUCGACGCUAUCCGUCAACGUCCUCGGCAGUAGACAGCAAGUGUUCGAUUCGGCACCGCUCGGGGGCGUACAGCCCUUCCUUGUCAGACGCUCGGGCGAGGAGACGGACGUCUCGUAGACGCGUUGUUGCCGUUGAAGACUACGGCCACGAACAGACCCGAGGAGAGGAUGAAGGUCCGGCCCCUCCUGCUCCUACAAUCACCCUCGUUCGGGCUGGACGCAACACCCCAGUCACGCCUACGCUUCCGCCAUUCAGCCGUACGAACACGCUUGACGUACCCCUCUGGGACGAGUCGCUAUGGUCAUCAAGUCCUCGAGAGGAACCUUUGUCUCCACCGAAUGAAGACCUCCCUGGACCCGCACACCAUACCCUGUAUCUCAGCCCCGUCCCCCUCACACCACGACCUCAACCACCCCGAGAGCACUCAGCAUGCUCCUUCGCCUCAGCGCACACCUCCGCCUCGCGCAUUUCCCCGCUGCCCACGCCCAACUUUGCCGCGCGCGCAGGGGACGCCGUGCGCUCCUACUUUCCGCGGCUCCGCUCCUUCGUGAGCACGCGCGCAGCAAGCGAGACCGCAACCGCCGUCGACCCCCGGCCGCCGCACGCGCGCCACAAAAGCUCCAGCUAUUCCACGGAGUCGGGUGGGAGCACGGCCGUGUCGGACGUACCGUCUCGAGCCGACGGGGCGUGCGUGGGCGCGGCGAGACCGGGCUUGCUGCCGUCAUUCAGCACGGCCGACAAGCUCACGAGGAAGUUCCCCAGGCCGCGGUCGGUCAAGAACCUCACAUUCCGCGGCGGGGGGAACGCUUCGCUGGCCGCGACGGUGCUGGAGGAGGGCGAGGGCCUCGGAAUUGGCAGCGUCGACAGGUGGUCCGUGCAUAAGUGGUGCUUGCUUCUCUCCGUCAGCACGCUGCUGGUGUACGGGCUCGCCGGGCUGAUCUGCGCCGUCCUGACUUGGUUCAGAACGUACGAGCAGGCGGGCGUCAUGGUCGUCGCCGACAACGACAUCCUGGUGCUCAUCACGCUCUCCUCCUCCAUCCUGCUCCUCUGCUUCCUCGUCGGCAUCAGCGGUACGAUCCUCAACUCGCGGCCCAUCCUCGCACGGGACGCCUUCUCGCUCGACCGCAAGCUCAACCUCGCAUGGAGCCAGUGGUACACGCCGCUCGGGCGGCUCAUCCUCCAGGACUCCCUGCGCUGCUGCGGGUACUACGACGCGCUGCACGAAGCGACGGCGAGCAACCAGUGUUAUCCCCGGACGCCGCUGCCAGGCUGCAAGGGCAAGCUCCUCCGGUACGAGCGCGAGAACCUCGCGACGAUCUGGUCCGCGGCGACGUUUGGGAAGGGUAUCAUGCCGAAGCGUUACUGGCUGAGCAAUGCUGACCUCCACGCGGACGCGGAACGGUUCAAAGACGCGUUCUCUGAGACGAGGCCCGUAGCUAGGCCUGGUCCUGCGAGGCAGCCACUGAGCACGGUGUUCCGGGAAGAUAGAGAAGAGAACGACCGCUCCUAG
Fomitopsis serialis is the source of this 1515-nucleotide messenger RNA. RefSeq lists its product as uncharacterized. The transcript is spliced from 4 exons. Bases 1 to 1515 code for a protein of 504 amino acids. NCBI's taxonomy places the organism in Eukaryota, Fungi, Basidiomycota, Agaricomycetes, Polyporales, Fomitopsidaceae. The record is from RefSeq and is a predicted model, not a curated record.